Molecule: messenger RNA, 2837 nt
Organism: Spodoptera exigua (beet armyworm)
Lineage: Eukaryota; Metazoa; Arthropoda; Insecta; Lepidoptera; Noctuidae
Source: the annotation of a GenBank genome assembly
AUGUACAAAGUAUUUGAAAGUUUACUUAAGGUUUAUGCCUCAAGUGAAGCCCGCUCACGUUAUUACAAGGUAUGGAUAUUCGGCGACGUCUGGUGUUCAGUAUGGCUGGCUGUAGACGUCUGGAUGUGCACGGCCUCAAUCCUGAACCUGUGUGCCAUCUCCCUGGACCGCUACGUGGCCGUCACAAGGCCUGUAAGCUACCCUAGCAUCAUGAGCAGAAAAAGGGCUAAGGCCCUUAUAGCUGGUCUUUGGGUGCUGUCUUUUGUCAUCUGCUUCCCGCCGCUGGUCGGAUGGAAGGAUAAAAAGCCUGAAGAAGCAGACAUAAAAGACGGUUGGGUGCCCAACCCCCCCUGUGAAUGGACCUGCGAGCUGACCAACGAUGCUGGCUACGUCGUCUACUCGGCUCUCGGAUCCUUCUACAUCCCCAUGUUCGUGAUGCUAUUCUUCUAUUGGAGAAUAUAUAAAGCUGCUGUUAGAACCACCAAAGCAAUUAAUCAGGGUUUUAGAACGACAAAAGCCUGCUCUCAAUUUGCAGGCAAAGGUAUGGGCAGUCGGUUUGAUGACAACCGACUGACGCUUCGGAUACAUAGGGGUAGAGGAUCCAACCGUCCCCACGGAUCUCCGCUGUCCAAUGCCUCCAAUCAUUCUACGAGUACUUCCCUUAGUGCUUCUCCGGAAAGAUUAAGAAGACACUCAAGCGCCCGACGAGCUCAUGAGAAAGUGAAAAUCUCCGUAUCAUAUCCCUCAUCAGAACAAAUAUGUCCAGCUCAUGAGAACUCCAUGUCUUCAAGUAGAUCUCCCAGCCCAUCUUUAUACGCAGUCCAUUAUGAACGAGACGGGAGGGAACUGACAGAAAGCCGGUUGAGGGUUCGACCUUCGCACCACUUGGCUCCAGGACCUUUGUAUGAUGAGUAUGAUGAUAAGCCAAGAACCACUAGGAGGAUGGGAAAGAGGAAUAUUAAAGCUCAGGUAAAACGCUUCCGAAUGGAGACGAAAGCAGCCAAGACCCUCGGCAUCAUAGUCGGAGGUUUCGUGUUCUGCUGGCUCCCCUUCUUCAGCGUGUACGUUGUGAGGGCGUUCUGCGGGGACUGUGUCAGCCCUAUCGUCUUCUCUGUGCUGUUCUGGUUGGGCUACUGCAACUCCGCCAUCAACCCCUUGAUUUAUGCGCUGUUCUCUAAGGACUUCAGAUUCGCAUUCAAACGCAUAAUCUGCAAGUGCUUCUGUGGCGGUGGUGGGCCUAGAAGAGAAUCGGAUGGCGAAGGUUCUAGGCGACAAAACAAUAAACCAACUCAUUCGCACUCACUUGAAGAACAUGACGCGAACAACCACACCUCCACCACAACUAGUACUAGCGCUGCAGAUAGGUGACGGCGAGCAAUGCGACGGCAAAAUCCGCAGUUCCAGUCAACCGUCGCAUGCGUUUAGUUAAUGAAAGUCAACUUUAGCGUUUAUUAACUGAUAAAAUAACGUAACACAAUAUAUAAAAACCGUUUUUUAUCUGUAUAUUGUUACCAAACGCGUCCUACUGUAGAAGUCAUAAUUAUUGUUAGUAUAAGUAAAUGUGUGUAUAAAAAUUACAUCGUUAUAACGUAUAAAUAACAUAGUUAUUUUACCGUUAUUUCGUACAAAAUAGCUAAAAUACAAGCUGUUUUAAAAAUUAUAACUGUGCGCACUUCAGUGAAUGUUUUUAAAAAGUGAAUUUAUUUAUUGAAAAGACUGUCAGAACUUAAUUGUACCUAAUAUUACGUAAUAAAUUAUGCGAAAUAACCAAAUUAAUGUUGUAACGAGGAACUUUAAUGAAAUAAAUUAAGGAAAAAUGUAGAUAUCUAUUAGACUAUCGGGCGUGGACUGCACAGAAUAUAUAAAUGUUCAUGUAUAAGCACGCUCUGGAUCUUUUUAGUAUCUCCAAUUUUUAAACGCUUAUAACUGAUACGUCAUUUAGUACUUAUCCUAGUAACUUAUUCCUCACUCAACUCUAAGAGUAAUCUAAGUAAAAUUAUGCCUGAAGCCUAUAACAUAAUAAUAUUGUCCCUUUUCCAUAAGUAGAUAAGCUAGAAGUCCUAAAAUUUCGAAUCUUAUAGUAAAUUCUUGUCUCCCUUCAUAACUUUAUAUAGUAAACAAAUAUUUUUUUUCCUCAACCUUUUGACCUACUUAGGAAAACAUCUUCUGAUUUAAUAUCUAUCAUACUUUCGAGCUUUUCAUUUAUAAAUGUCAUUCUAAGGAUCUUGACAAGAACCAAGCUUGACUUCCACUAGUAAAAAGUCUUAAUUAACUUUACAACGUAAUUUAAACCAGCAUCCGAACAAUAGAUCUAAUUUUAUACUAAUCCAAGAAACUGUAAAUGCCUUAUAAAUAACAAGCAGGUUUUGUUAUAAAAUUAUUAAAAGAAAUUAAAAAACUAAGCAAUAUAAUACCGACUAUCUGAAAUUUAAGUCAAUACGUUAAGUUGUACCUUUGUAGUUUGAACUGACCUUAAAUAUCGGAGGUCGACAGUGCCUGUUUUUUAUAAGUAAACUGUAUCUUUGAACUUAAACUAGACUAUAAAAAUGAAAAUAUAAAUCAACAAAUCUGUCUAAGGCAAAUGUACAAACUUCUAGUGAUUUAAAGGGGACGAAUAAAUGAAUAGCCUGUCUGAAUAACAGCGUAGUUGGUGCAACAGUGACCCAUAUCAAACUGUUCCAAUGAUGACUUCAAUACCAAGCUGCGGUCAGCAUAAACGGGUAUUUAAAUAGUCAAUGGAUAAAUAAAGAUCUCAACGUUCCUCAACUUUAUUCGAUUGUGUAUUCGAUGUUUUAACAUUAUAUUCGUUAGGCGAGUUGUAUGUUUACGUGUGAGCG